Messenger RNA from Oncorhynchus keta (chum salmon), 5961 nucleotides. RefSeq lists its product as uncharacterized. The record is from RefSeq and is a predicted model, not a curated record. The transcript has 4 exons. Lineage: Eukaryota; Metazoa; Chordata; Actinopteri; Salmoniformes; Salmonidae. The coding region runs from base 3327 to 4358 and encodes 343 amino acids.
GGGAAAUGUUCCGGGCAGCCUCAGAACAACAUCAAUCUAUACGCUGACUCGGUGAGUGAGUUUAUAAGGAAGUGCAUUGAAGAUGUUGUACCCACUGUGACUUAAAACCUACCCUAACCAGAAACCGUGGAUGGAUGGCAGCAUUUGGGCAAAACUGAAAGCGCGAACCACCGCAUUUAACCACUGGGAAUAUGGCCGAAUACAAACAGUGUAGUUAUUCCCUCCGCAAGUCAAUCAAACAAGCGAAAUGUCGGUAUAGAGACAAGGUGGAGUCGCAAUUCAACGACUCAGACACGAGACGUAUGUGGCAGGGUCUACAGGCAAUUACGGACUACAAAAAGAAAACCAGCUACGUCACAGACACCGACGUCUCGCUUCCAGACAAACUAAACACCUUCUUUGCCCGCUUUGAGGAUAAUAACGCGCCACAGUCGCGGCCCGCUAACAAGGACUGCCCCCCCAGUAGCUGGCGUGAGUAAGACAUUGAAACGUGUUAACCCUCGCAAGGCUGCUGACCCAGACGGCAUCCCUAGCCGCGUCCUGGUGUGUUUACGGAUAUAUUCAAUCGCUCCCUAUCCCAGUCUGCUGUCCCCACAUGCUUCAAGAUGGCCACCAUUGUAGAAGGCAAAGGUAACUGAACUAAAUGACUACUGCCCGUAGCACUCACUUCUGUCAUCAUGAAGUGCUUUGAGAGACUAGACAAGGAUCAUUUCACCUCCAUGUUACCUGCCACUCUAGACCCACUUCAUACCGCCCCAACUGGUCCACAGACGAUGCAACCACCAUCACACUGCCCUACUGUUGAUUUGCACAGAUUUUGAUUAAAAGGAGCAUAAUAGAAUCUAUUCUGGAUGCGUGAAACUGGUUUGUCCUGAUGUUAGCAAGCAAGCAUUUGCUCACUGCAGUGCACAACAUGCAGUUUACAUUUGUAUUGUUUUCUCAGCCACAGUUUGAGUUGUGUCUUGUCUGACAGUGAAAUAUGGCUAGAUCUUACCGUAGCUUGGACUACAGAGUAGCUAGCUAGUGUUGCAAAAGCCAAAUUGCAUUGCAAGGUAGUAUUUUGACACUUUCCACAUAGUUUGAUGUUGGUUUUGAACUGAUGUAGUUGGCCAUCUAUGUUUUGUGGAAAUAUUUAGCACUGGCUAUCGUUAGUGAACUAGCUAUCGUUAGUGAACUAGCUAUCGUUAUCUACCUUCUGUGUUGAGGUUAUAUGUUGUUGUCUAGCUAAUGCCUGAAGUUAUUUGUGUAACAAAUCUUCCAUAAACAAAUAUAGCUAGCUACAUUUCUUUGCAUGUUCAUUUGCUAGCUUUCAGCUGACUGGUGUUAGCUAGCUAUUUACAAGCAAGCUAACAUUAGCUAAUAGCAGCUGUAUUGUUGCAGAGCAACAUAGUUGCUGACCACCAUCAUGCGUUUCCACCUCCUCAUUCUCAUAUUACUUUCUUGAGCGUGCCGAGGCGUUGUCAACAGUUUCGUGAAAUAUGUUUCAUUGUGAGAUCAUGUUACUAUCGAUGUUCCCCAAUAGAUUUCACUUGGUUUCCCAAAUUAAGCAUUGGUUAGCUACAGGAACAGGGUUGGAGAGCCAAUGGGCAUACAGAGUUUGGGUGGAAUAUCACCUGUCGUGCAGCGAGAGCAUGCUCCUCAAACAGUGGUUGAUGUGUGGAGUGAAAUGUGUUUUUAUAUUUAUUUCUUAGUUGCUCAUAUUAAGCACAUGUGGAGUGAAAUAAGUGUUUUUAUAUUUAUUUCUUAGUUGCUCAUAUUAAGCACAUGAUCUGCAAAAAAGAAAAAAAGUAGCCUAACUGGUCGGUGUGCUGCCACCAUUUGCUGUUCAACUGCGUAAGGAUGACAUGUCUUCGGCUUGUCACCAAAAACACUCACAAACUUCUACAGAUGCACAAUCGAGAGCAUCCUGGCGGGCUGUAUCACCGCCUGGUACGGCAACUGCUCCGCCCACAACCGUAAGGCUCUCCAGAGGGUAGGGAGGUCUGCACAAAGCAUCACCGGAGGCAAACUACCUGCCCUCCAGGACACCUACACCACCCGAUGUUACAGGAAGGCCAAAAAGAUAAUCAAGGACAACAACCACCCGAGCCACUGCCUGUUCACCCCGCUAUCAUCCAGAAGGUGAGGUCAGUACAGGUGCAUCAAAGCUGGGACUGAGAGACUGAAAAACAGCUUCUAUCUCAAGGCCAUCAGACUGUUAAACAGCCACCACUAACAUUGAGUGGCUGCUGCCAACACGACUCAACUCCAGCCACUUUAAUAAUGGGAAUUGAUGGGAAAUUAUGUAAAAUAUAUCACUAGCCACUUUAAACAAUGCUACCUAAUAUAAUGUUUACAUACCCUACAUUAUUCAUCUCAUAUGUAUACGUAUAUACUGUACUCUAUAUCAUCUACUGCAUCUUUAUGUAAUACAUGUAUCACUAGCCACUUUAACUAUGCCACUUUGUUUACAUACUCAUCUCAUAUGUAUAUACUGUACUCGAUACCAUCUACUGUAUCUUGCCUAUGCCGCUCUGUACCAUCACUCAUUCAUAUAUCUUUAUGUACAUAUUCUUUAUCCCCUUACACUUGUGUGUAUAAGACAGUAGUUUUGGAAUUGUUAGUUAGAUUACUUGUUGGUUAUUACUGCAUUGUCAGAACUAGAAGCACAAGCAUUUCGCUACACUCACAUUAACAUCUGCUAACCAUGUGUAUGUGACAAAUAAAUUUGAUUUGAUUUGUCUGUUUCCCCCUGUUCCCUUUCCUGCCCAUUUGAUAAUGGGCCAUUCUAAAUCAGAACAAGAUUAAAUUGAGAAUAGUCUGAUGGGUGAAAAUCUGACCACUUGAUGUGAGAACAGCUGUACAGCCUGAGGCAAGGAACAGAGCACAAGCUUCUUUAUUUUUUUUGUAACUGCCUGAAAUCAUCAACAGGCUACAGUCACUGUGCAGCCCAUAUAUGUUUUGAUUUCAAAUACAUUCUAGAAGGUUUAUCAAUUCAGUUCAAUUUGCUUUAUUGGCAUGACGUAACAAUGUACAUAUUGCCAAAGCCUAUUUUGGAUAUUUACAAUAUAAAAAAAAUGAGAAUCAAAAUUGUCAACAGGACAACAGUAACAACAAUAACCAAGGGUCAAAAUAACCAUACAAUGAACAAUAACAAUAAGCAUACAGUAGAGGACAUGUAUAGGUUGACUGGUCUGUCAGACACUGUCCCUCAUCUUAUGGCAGGCAGCGAUGUAGUGCGCUGCCACCCCACAGCUCUCUGUGUCCUCUCCCAACAGGACGGGUAGUCUACUCUCAUCAGAGGGGUCUUUAAAGCCUUGGAUAAGGGUUUCACAUUUGGGGAAAUUAUGCACUCAUUUUUUUAUUUUUUUUUAACAUUUUGUCAGGAAAUGCAAAUCUCAGGUUCUGCUGUGGUACAGUGGUUUCACAGCCUUUCCUCUACAGGGAGCCAGGUUAUCCUGUGGUACAGUGGUUUCACAGCCUUUCCUCUACAGGGAGCCAGGUUAUCCUGUGGUACAGUGGUUUCACAGCCUUUCCUCUACAGGGAGCCAGGUUAUCCUGUGGUACAGUGGUUUCACAGCCUUUCCUCUACAGGGAGCCAGGUUAUCCUGUGGUACAGUGGUUUCACAGCCUUUCCUCUACAGGGAGCCAGGUUAUCCUGUGGUACAGUGGUUGCACAGCCUUUCCUCUACAGGGAGCCAGGUUAUCCUGUGGUACAGUGGUUGCACAGCCUUUCCUCUACAGGGAGCCAGGUUAUCCUGUGGUACAGUGGUUUCACAGCCUUUCCUCUACAGGGAGCCAGGUUAUCCUGUGGUACAGUGGUUUCACAGCCUUUCCUCUACAGGGAGCCAGGUUAUCCUGUGGUACAGUGGUUGCACAGCCUUUCCUCUACAGGGAGCCAGGUUAUCCUGUGGUACAGUGGUUGCACAGCCUUUCCUCUACAGGGAGCCAGGUUAUCCUGUGGUACAGUGGUUUCACAGCCUUUCCUCUACAGGGAGCCAGGUUAUCCUGUGGUACAGUGGUUUCACAGCCUUUCCUCUACAGGGAGCCAGGUUAUCCUGUGGUACAGUGGUUGCACAGCCUUUCCUCUACAGGGAGCCAGGUUAUCCUGUGGUACAGUGGUUUCACAGCCUUUCCUCUACAGGGAGCCAGGUUAUCCUGUGGUACAGUGGUUUCACAGCCUUUCCUCUACAGGGAGCCAGGUUAUCCUGUGGUACAGUGGUUUCACAGCCUUUCCUCUACAGGGAGCCAGGUUAUCCUGUGGUACAGUGGUUUCACAGCCUUUCCUCUACAGGGAGCCAUGUUUUCCUGUGUCUACCCUUCUCAAUGGCAAGGCUGUGCUCACUGAGCCUGUACUUUGUCAAGGUUUUGAUCAGUAACUAUGGUCAAAUAUUUAGCCACGGUGUACUGUCGAUUUAGGGCCAGAUAGCACUGCAUUUUGUUUUGUGUUUGUGCUUGUUUUUCCCAUUAAGCAAUGUAGUUCUGUUUUGACUGCGUUUGUAAUUUGGUUUAUUCUGAUUGAUUGGAUGUUCUGGUCCUGAGGCUUCAGUGUGUUAGUAGAACAGGUUUGUGAACUCAGCCCCAGGACCAGCUGGAUGAGGGGAAUGAGGCUUCAGUGUGUUAGUAGAACAGGUUUGUGAACUCAGCCCCAGGACCAGCUGGAUGAGGGGACUAUUUUCUUUGCUCAGCUCUUGGCAUUUAUCAUUUACAACUAAAGUUGCCAAAUAACUCCAAAUGUAACAUAUAGGACCGGUUUCAAAUGAACACUUUUACGCUCGAUGGCCACUUCAUAUUCGCUCUGGAAUGGGAAAAAUAUCCUAUUUUAUUCAGCUAAGAUCAAUUAUAUUCUUCUUACUAUAAAAAUUAUUUAAUGUAAAAGAAUGACAUGGGCCAUAAGUAUAUUUUGUCAGCUAAAUGAACAAGCCUACAGCCUUUUCCAGCAGCAUACCACACUGCGUCUGAAGCUAAGCUGGGAUGGUCCUAGUUGGUCCCUGGAUGGAAGACUGGAUACUGCUGGAAGUGGUGUUGGGAGGCCAGUAGGAGGCACUCUUUCCUCUGGUCUAAAUAUCCCAAUGCCCCAGGGAAGUGAUUUGGGACAUUGCCCUGUGUAGUGGGACAUCAGCUGACUGGAGUAAGCUAGCUAUUUACAGAGGCUAGCUGCUGGAUUUUGGACAAGCAAGCUAAUAGCAGCUGUAUUGUUGAUGACCAGUUUAGAUAACCUCAGAAUUUAUAAUUGUCAGAAAUUCUACAAAAAAAGGAACUCAUUGUUGGUUCCUAACGUAAUGCAUGAAAUGUGCAUGUGAGCGAUACAUUAUGAAUUGUAAUCAAAUCUGUUGCACCUACAAACUUAGUCAAUCCAUUUUUCAUGGUAGCUAUAUGCUGGUUUUAAUCUGAGUUCUAGACUUUGAGCUUGGUGGGUGCAGAAAAUACUCACCAAGGUAAAGUUGGUUUUCUAUUUCAGACAUUCGCCAAAAGCCAUUUAAAAUGGCACAUUUCAAUGACUAAUGCAUUGAUCGUCACAGAAACAAAAAUAGAUAUGGUUUAUUCUAUAAAUGUCUAGCAUACUUUUACAACCUUUGUUUUGAUCUGAUGUAGAUACAUAAUCUAUAAAAUGCCAUUUAAAAUGGUAUAAAUCAAUAACUAAUUUGAUACAUGCCCUCUAUCAAAUCAAAACUGGAAUUUCUACUCAAAACAAAGGUUGUAAAAGUAUACUGGACAUUUAUAGAAUAAAUCAUACCUAGCUUGAUGAUUGUCAUAAUCAAUGAAAACAUUGAUUUAUAUAGAUGUUAUGUACCUAUAUCCAAUCUAAACUAAUGUUUACUCAAAAGGUUGUAAAAGUAUGCUUGAAAUAUAUAGAAUAAAUCAUAUCAUAAAUGCCACAAAAAUAACACACAUCAUUGGUUCAUAAUGGAUGGAAAUGUGUAUCUGAGAAUGAGAAAUUAUCAAUGUAAUAAAAAAUGAUGCAGCGACAAAAUGUGUCAA